This is a messenger RNA of Equus caballus (horse), 730 nucleotides long. NCBI's taxonomy places the organism in Eukaryota, Metazoa, Chordata, Mammalia, Perissodactyla, Equidae. The record is from RefSeq and is a predicted model, not a curated record.
GGGAGGAGCGGAAGUGCCCAGCGGCGGUGGCCCGCAGCGGUUCCGCGAUGGUGGGCGGCGGCGGGGCAGGGGGCGGCCUCCUGGAGAACGCUAACCCGCUGAUCUACGAGCGCUCUGGGGAGCGGCCGGUGACCGCGGGCGAGGAGGACGAGCAGGUUCCAGACAGCAUCGACGCGCGCGAGAUCUUCGAUCUGAUUCGCUCCAUCAAUGACCCGGAGCAUCCCCUGACGCUGGAAGAAUUGAACGUCGUAGAGCAGGUCCGGGUUCAGGUGAGUGACCCCGAGAGCACAGUGGCUGUGGCCUUCACACCCACCAUUCCACACUGCAGCAUGGCCACUCUCAUUGGGCUGUCCAUCAAAGUCAAGCUUCUGCGAUCCCUUCCCCAGCGUUUCAAGAUGGACGUGCACAUUACACCAGGGACCCAUGCCUCAGAGCAUGCAGUACACAGGACCAGGGUGUCAGGCUUUGUAGUACAGGAGGCAGGCAGACAUGAACAGCCAGGGGAGGGGCCCCAAGAAGUCAACAAGCAGCUUGCAGAUAAGGAGCGAGUGGCAGCAGCCCUGGAGAACACCCACCUGCUGGAGGUUGUGAAUCAAUGCCUGUCGGCCCGCUCCUGAGCCCACCUUUUUGCCCCCAGCCCCAUCCAGGGCUCAUGGCCUUGUUUUCUUGAAUCACUGAAAAUGAGAAACUAACAUUUUGCAUUUUGUAAUAAACCCUUAAUUUAUAUUUA